CAGGACCAUUGACAUUAAUCAACUAUUGAUUACUAAACGCAACAGUCAAAAUGUUCAGCAAAAUCCUGUCAAUGUGCGCUGUAGUGGCGGCGGCCAGCGCUGGCUACUACGAUGGCCACGGUGCCGUGUCUUCUCAGAGCAUCGUCCGCCACGACGAGGCUCCGGUCCACUACGCGCCUGCGCACUACGCGGCGCCGGCUCACUACGCCGCCCCUGUCCACUACGCCGCCCCCAUUGAGCACUAUGCCGCCCCCAUCGAGCACUACGCCGCCCCCGCUCACUACGCCGCCCCUGAUGUCCACUACGAGGGUCAUGAUGAACACGCUCACCCCGCCUACUCGUUCGAGUACUCGGUGGCCGACCCCCACACGGGCGACCACAAGUCCCAGCACGAGACCCGGGACGGAGACAAGGUGCACGGCUACUACUCGCUGGUGCAGCCCGACGGCUCCGUGCGCAAGGUCGAGUACACUGCUGACGACCACAAUGGUUUCAACGCGGUGGUGCACAACUCCGCCCCUUCAGUCCAUGCCGCCGCCUACGACCACCACUACUGAACCAAAUGAAGUUUCAGUUACUACACUCCUGAUUGAAUGAUCUAUGCGCUCGAAAAUAUUUAUACCUCUUUGUAAAUAGUUUUUAUGUGUGUGAUGAAUAGUCAUGUGACCCAUGUGUGAACUGUAAAUAAAGUGUGAUUGAGACUUAAAAUUUA
Molecule: messenger RNA, 712 nt
Organism: Plutella xylostella (diamondback moth)
Lineage: Eukaryota; Metazoa; Arthropoda; Insecta; Lepidoptera; Plutellidae
Source: RefSeq, a predicted model, not a curated record